CCUCCCCCAUCCCCCGCCCCCGCCCCUCGGCUCCCCUCCCAAAAUGUCGCUCCUCCGCAUCGCUGCCUCCCGCGCCGCCGCGCCCCGCCUCAUGACCCGCGCCGCCUCCUCGUCCGUCCACGUCGUGAGCCAGAGCACCAACGCCUCGGCCCCCCUCCUCGCCAACAUCGAGGCGUCCUGGUCCUCCCUCCCGGCCUCGGAGCAGGCCGAGGUCUACCAGGCACUCGAGGAGGUCCAGAAGAAGGACUGGAAGGAGCUUACCGUUGACGAGAAGAAGGCUGCCUACUUCGUCUCCUUCGGCCCCCACGGCCCCCGUGCCCCCGUCCUCCCCCCUGGAGGCAGCAUGAAGGUCUUUGCCGGCACUCUCGCCGCCGUCGCCGCCGCCUUCACCAUCUUCGCCGUCGUCCGCUCGCAGGCGCCCCCUCCCCCCAAGACCUGGAACCGCGAGUACCAGGAGCAGUCGAACGAGUACCUCAAGGAGCAGAAGUCGAACCCCAUCUCCGGUGUCUCGUCCGAGGGCUACAAGGGCAAGGGUAUGGUUAUGGUCUAAAUGCGUCCAGGGCCGAAAGUCGGAAAUGGAUGAAUCGUAUUUGCAUAGCGGCGCCGAUGCAUUGCACGCGUUGCGUAGGG
Messenger RNA from Cutaneotrichosporon oleaginosum, 630 nucleotides. RefSeq lists its product as uncharacterized. Lineage: Eukaryota; Fungi; Basidiomycota; Tremellomycetes; Trichosporonales; Trichosporonaceae. The record is from RefSeq and is a predicted model, not a curated record. Gene Ontology annotation, biological process: mitochondrial electron transport, cytochrome c to oxygen.